Molecule: messenger RNA, 1822 nt
Organism: Tripterygium wilfordii
Lineage: Eukaryota; Viridiplantae; Streptophyta; Magnoliopsida; Celastrales; Celastraceae
Product: ubiquitin carboxyl-terminal hydrolase 6-like
Exons: 18
Coding region: 189-1631 (480 amino acids)
Biological process (GO): proteasome-mediated ubiquitin-dependent protein catabolic process; regulation of proteasomal protein catabolic process; protein deubiquitination
Molecular function (GO): proteasome binding; protein binding; cysteine-type deubiquitinase activity
Source: RefSeq, a predicted model, not a curated record
CAUAACCUCGAUGACCCGUCCCGGCAAUAAAAGACCCGGACGUGGAUUCGGACUAGGACCCGGACCGGAAGUCUUCUAUAUAUAGGCAAACUCGAAAUAAUUGGAAGGCGAGAGACGAUUUGCCCUUUUCUGCAAGCAAAACAGCCGGUUCGCCAUCCUUCUCGAUUCCUCUUAGAAGCCGACCAGUCAUGCUAACAGUAAGUGUAAAAUGGCAGAAGGAAGUGUUUCCAAAAGUGGAAAUUGAUACUAGCCAGCCUCCGUAUGUUUUCAAGUGCCAGUUGUAUGAUUUGACCGGUGUACCCCCAGAAAGGCAGAAGAUUAUGGUCAAGGGUGGUAUAUUAAAGGAUGAUGCGGACUGGGCCGCAUUAGGAGUUAAGGAGGGUCAAAAGUUGAUGAUGAUGGGAACUGCUGGUGAGAUUGUGAAGGCUCCUGAGAAGGGCCCUGUUUUCAUGGAAGAUCUUCCAGAAGAAGAACAAGUGGUUGCCCUGGGUCAUAAUUCGGGCCUAUUUAAUCUGGGAAACACUUGCUACAUGAACUCCACAAUGCAAUGCCUCCAUUCUGUUCCAGAGUUGAAGUCUGCUUUGGUUAAGUAUGGAUCUGAAAGGAAUAACAACUUGGAUCAGACGUCUCAUAUGUUGACAGUGGCAACUCGUGAUUUAUUUAAUGAGCUCGAUAAAAGUAUCAAGCCUGUGGCACCAAUGCAGUUUUGGAUGGUUUUGCGUAAGAAGUAUCCUCAAUUUGGUCAGUUGCACAAUGGUGUAUUCAUGCAGCAGGAUGCUGAAGAAUGUUGGACACAAAUUCUAUACACCCUUUCUCAGUCUCUUAGCCUUCCAAGUUCCAGUGAAGACCUCGAUGCUGUGAAGAAACUUUUUGGUGUUGAACUAGUAAGCAGGGUACAUUGCCAGGAAAGUGGAGAGGAAAGCUCCGAAACUGAAUCUGUUUACUCACUUAAAUGCCACAUAUCACAUGAGGUGAACCAUUUGCAUGAAGGAUUGAAACAUGGUUUAAAAUCUGAAUUGGAGAAGGCUUCUCCUUCCUUGGGCCGUAGUGCACUUUACAUAAAAGAUUCACAUAUUAAUGCCUUGCCAAGAUACUUGACCAUUCAGUUUGUCCGUUUUUUUUGGAAGAGGGAGUCAAAUCAGAAGGCCAAGAUUCUACGGAAAGUGGAUUAUCCAUUGGUGCUUGAUGUUUAUGAUCUAUGCUCUGAUGAUCUUCGAAAAAAUUUGGAAACUCCUCGUCAGAUCCUAAGGACUGAGGAAGGUAAAAAGGCCGGUUUGAAAACAAGUGAUGACUCCAGUUCAAAGGAUAAUGAUGUCAAAAUGACUGAUAUAAAGGAAUCAUCCAAUGGAGUAGGAGAAUUAUCUACUGUCACACCUGAAGAAGGUGUACCAUCAAAUAAAGAACAUUUGACUGGAAUCUAUGAUUUGGUUGCUGUGCUAACCCAUAAGGGUAGAAGUGCUGAUUCAGGGCAUUAUGUCUCUUGGGUCAAGCAAGAAAGUGGGAAAUGGAUUCAGUUUGAUGAUGAUAAUCCUAUACUCCAGCGGGAGGAAGAUAUAACUAAACUGUCUGGUGGAGGUGACUGGCAUAUGGCAUACAUUUGCAUGUACAAGGCUCGGGUAGUCCCCAUGUAAUGUAUUGUGUUCCUUGAAUUAGAGAUAUCCAUAUUUUCAUAUCCUGAGACCACAUCAGUAGUGAAAUGGUUGAUAGAUUAUCACAUAAUUAUGUUCUACUACUAAGGCCAUCUUGUCCGGGUGCUAAGACAUUUUUUAUCUGAUGGAAUAUUGUUGAAUUGUUUUUAAUGAGUGUCUUCUUUUGAACUUAA